Molecule: messenger RNA, 3673 nt
Organism: Osmia bicornis bicornis
Lineage: Eukaryota; Metazoa; Arthropoda; Insecta; Hymenoptera; Megachilidae
Product: nose resistant to fluoxetine protein 6-like
Exons: 13
Coding region: 210-2315 (701 amino acids)
Molecular function (GO): acyltransferase activity, transferring groups other than amino-acyl groups
Source: RefSeq, a predicted model, not a curated record
AGCGUGUCUUUAAAUACGACGACGACAAUCACGACGAUGUAAGUCACAAAGGCGACGCUCUCAAUUGGAUAACGUCGUUCUGAAACCCUGGUGUUCUUCAUUUCAAGUUCAACGGAUUGUUAGACUACUAUCCAUUUAUUAAUCAUCCAACUAGUGAUUGCAUCAAUUUCGGAGUUAACUAAGAAGCGUUAAAUAAUUUACUGUGUACAAUGAAAUACCAGAGGAUCAAGAUCAUUCUGCUAGCGUGCACGUGUGUGAUGAUUAAUGCACUCAAACUAGAGCCAGAAGCGUUGAUGGGAAACUUGCCUGGUUAUGCGAUUACCACCGGAAUACAACAACUAAAUUCCACCAAAUGCCGAAGAGAAAUGCAGGUAUUCCGGGACGCGGCAGACCACGGUGUACUUUGGAGUUUGAGAAUGUUGGACGCGAGCGGACAACCAGCGUCAGGAUACAUUUCAGGAAACAACUAUUGGCUGGGAAAUAGACUAGAAUGCAAGUUCCUUAGCCAGAAGAGACAAUUUCCAUUGUCAGAGAAGAAGAUUCGAAAUAAUUCACUCUACCGCAAUCCAGCCGAAGAGUUUCCACCCUUCGAGCUUAACUUCUUUGGUGCUCAUCUCAGUCAGAAUGGCACUAUGCAGUAUCAUAUAAGUCUUCCUUUGGAAGGGACAAUAGCACUCGGACUUUGUCUACCAGCAUCCUGCAGCGAAAACGAGGUGGGUACAAUGCUAAAGAAGGUAUUCGACGAUAGACUUCUUCCAUUUGGACAACUCUAUUCGACGGACUUUGAGUUGAUCAAAAUCUCUAAUCUGAAGGAUGAUCAUGCGUGGCUUCUCAGUGGAACAAUUAUUACGAUUUUAUUUAUUUUGACAGUAUUAUUCGGAACAACGAUAGUAGCCACGUUAUACGAUAUUCUCAUCUACCAGAAACGUCUGCAGAAAAAAACAGACGACUACGACGACCACACUAUCGAAUUGAAGAACAACAGGGUGGAGAAAUCGGAAUAUAAUGAAGAGGAUGCUGUACCAUCAGAACCGAAAGCAGAGAAUCGAAUUGUAAAAAUUUUUAUAUGUUUCUCAGCUUAUUCAAACAUGAAACAAAUAUUCAAAUCAGACAAUAGUUCAAACGAUUUGAAAGCGAUUCAUGGCAUAAAGAUGAUAGGAAUUAUAUGGGUCAUUUUUAUCCACGUUGUAUUAUACGGAGCGAACGCUACAGGUAACAAGGCAGAAAUCGUUAUAACAACAACCGAUAUUGAAUGGCAAAUCUUAGCCAAUGGUACACUGUCUGUGGAUAUGUUUUUCUUUAUCAGUGGUUUCCUAGUCGUGUUUGGAUAUCUGAAAUUACAAAAGAACGUAAAUAACGUUCCAUUUAGCAGGAAUGUAAUGAUUUUCAUUAGUGUAAUCAUCAAAAGAUACAUCAGGGUUACACCGACGUACCUGAUUAUAAUAUUGCUCGGCAUCAUAAGCUUCGCUUGGGUUGAGAAGUUUUCAUUGAUGUAUUUCCAUGAACCGAUACACGAACUAUGCUCAAAAUACUGGUGGAGAAAUAUACUCUACAUCAAUACUCUCUACGACUGGAAUAAUGCGUGUCUCACAUGGAGCUGGUAUAUCGCCGAUAACAUGCAGUUCUUUGUUUUUAGUAUCUUUGUUUUGAUGUUAUCAAGCAGCUACUAUUACACUGCUCUAAGCUUGAGCAUUGCUACUAUGUUUUCAUCCAUGUUGGUGCGCGCUUAUGUAGUUUACGACACAGGAUACAUUCCUACAUUCGAUAUGCAAUUUGAAACGCCUGCAACCGUAUACGUGCUACCAUGGAUGAGAAUACCACCGUACAUGGUAGGGAUGGGCACAUCGGCGUUUCUUGCAAAAUGCAAUUAUAAAUUACAUCUGUCAAAGAAAGCGUUAGCUGCCUGCUGGUUCCUCAGCGUUUUGUGUAAUUGCUCGAUUCUAUUUGGUAUCUCAAAUAGAAACGUGUCGCUUACUGUAUCAGUCCUUUACGAGACGUUUAGCAGAUUUGCUUGGAGCCUUGGAAUAGCGUGGCUCGUAAUCGCCUGUGCCACAAACAAUGGCGGUAUCAUAAAUCAAUUUUUGUCACUAAAGUAUUGGAUUCCCUUCAGCAGAGUAACGUUCUGCGCUUACCUUCUAAAUCCACUCUUAAUACAAUUAAUGGGUAUGUUUAGCGAUUAUCCAUUCAACGUUGACGUUUUAACGACCAGUGUUAGUAGUAUCGGAAUGGUUAUAGUUACUUACUCUGUGUCUUUUGUAUUGUCGGCGAUAAUUGAAGUACCCACGACAAUAUUCUUACGAACACUCAGUAUAUAGUAUGGUGGACCUCGAACUGCACAAAUUACUUUAUUGCAGUUUAUUGCGGGACCAUAAGGGGCCCGCCAGCUAGGCUCCUCAUGCGUGGAUUACACAAUUCAACCUUCAACCCGUUCGAUCUGCAGCGGGAGCAUUGUUGUAGUUUCGAUUAGAUAGAAAAAGGUUAGGUUAGGUUAGUCAGCCAAAAAGUACUAAUACAAAAAGGCCUGAAUGGCUUUAGUCAAUGAAAAAUAAUUAUUUAUUUCAUAUCUUGAAAAAAAAUAUGUUUCUGGCAGCCUGGAAGGCCUUAAUCAUUCAGAAAAUAUUUUUAUUAAACUAUUUUUCGGCUCUGCAGAGCUCUGCAUACUACCAGGUAUACAGUACAGGACCUUCGUACGGGCCCAUUAUGGUACCCGCCAUAAAGUAAUUUGUGCAGUUCAUGCAUGACCGUACACGUCAGUACGUUUCUCUUACGGAUAAACUCUGCGACGUGGAAACUGCAAGAUCGAGCAUUCAAGACCCCUUCAAGCUACUAGUAACCAUACAGUACGUUGUUUGUUGUUAGGCACUAUUAUUACUGUUGCAGUCCGCCCCCAUUUGCUCGCGUUCGUUAAAACCGAGAAAGACUAGAUUCUUGCUUUGUGGAAUCGAAACUAAACCCUCUUAAUUCAAUUCACUUUAAAAUUGUGAAUUAGUGCUGAGUGUAAUGAAAGGGUUAAAAAAAUAAUCGCCGAGAACGACGCGAAAGUAUUUAUUUUUCACGAGAGAGUAGUACUUACAUACCACUGGAUGAGCGAAUUUUGGUUCUGCCACCAUGAUUUACUUCCCAUUGCAUCCGCCAUAUACACGGUGGACAAAAUGAGUACUAAUAUAGGAACGGCAUAUUAUAGGACAGAGGUAGUGAAUAAUUAAUUCACAAAGGGUAUAGCAGGAUAAGAUGGUCAAAAGUGCCCUUGAGCCGGACAAGGCUCAUAGAAAUUGGACAUUCAUGGGGCGCGAACCUGCGACAAAAAACUUUCCAGCGAUUCCGCGGUCAGACACCUUAACCAUUCAGCCACCGACAACGUUGAAAAACUGUCGAAUAUUUUAGGAGAUAACGUGCGUAAUUUUCAAUUAUUUACAAUAACUUCACUCUCUCCAUUUAGAUCUUGCUCCAUCCAAUGCAGAAAUGUUAGAAAUCACAUAAUGCACUAACGAUAAGUGUGUAAAGGAAAUGUAAAAAUUGAAAGUAUUUCUCAUGUUAUCGCACGAAAUAUGUCGAAAAUAUCGGUUUUUGACUUUUUUAAACACGGCGCACCACACUUAAAAAUCUGAAAAAAAUUGAGGACACCAGUCAUGCUAAUAUCUAACUACUGUGAAAGUAAAAAUCUAGUGUUUUG